Molecule: messenger RNA, 2019 nt
Organism: Lineus longissimus
Lineage: Eukaryota; Metazoa; Nemertea; Pilidiophora; Heteronemertea; Lineidae
Product: acyl-CoA dehydrogenase family member 11-like
Exons: 11
Coding region: 92-1933 (613 amino acids)
Molecular function (GO): acyl-CoA dehydrogenase activity
Source: RefSeq, a predicted model, not a curated record
UCUACAUAGCCUAGACAUCAUGGACAUGACCUAUCACAUCUUGACAGAUUCCUUCAAAAACCGUUCAUAAAACCAAAUUACAAAUGUGACAAUGCUUAGGCUUGUCGGCCAAAGCCUCCUUAAAACCAAAGAGAUUCGUUGUCUUCCUUGCCAAUGGCAAUGUAGGUUAUUUUCAGAAGAAAAAGGGUCCAUUCCUUUUAGGAGUGCCAACCUUGGACCAUUUUUCCAGAAGCCAGCAGAGCUCCGGAACCAAUUUUUGGAGGAUGCAUUAUUGCAGCGAUAUCUGACUCGCCUUUUGCCGGGAGAGGUUCAGAAACCGAUCUUUGGUGACCUUGAACAGUUUGGAAACCGAGUUGCCACCGACAUCUACGACUGGCAUCUUCAAUGUGAGCGAGAUCCUCCACGUUUGCAACAGUUUGAUGCCUGGGGAAACAGAACUGAUGAAAUAAUCACAUGCGAGGCAUGGAAGAAGAUGCACGAUAUAUCUGCUCAGGAAGGCUUGAUUGCCAUUGCUUAUGAGAGGAAAUUUCAACAAUGGAGUCGGAUUUAUCAGGUUGCAAAGCUCUACUUAUACAACCCGUCUGCUGGACUUUAUAGUUGUCCUCUAGCCAUGACAGAUGGAGCUGCAAAGAUAUUGGAGGAUCUUGGUGAUCCUGCCCUGAUGUCUGGUGCUUAUACCCACCUAAUCAGCAGAGACCCAGCAACAUUUUGGACAUCUGGCCAAUGGAUGACAGAGAGGAGAGGAGGAUCUGAUGUUGCUAAUGGAACCGAAACAGUAGCAGUGGCUCAGUCAGAUGGCUCCUACAAGUUAUAUGGCUACAAAUGGUUUUCAUCUGCCACUGACUCGGACAUGACUAUGACACUGGCUAGAGUUAUGGAUCAGAAUGGACAAACAGUAGAUGGUACCAAAGGCCUGAGUUUGUUUUACCUUGAGACAAAAACAGAAGAUGGAAAACUGAACAGCAUUCAAGUGCAGAAAUUGAAAAAUAAGCUUGGAACACGACAGUUACCAACUGCAGAGCUUCUGUUAGAUGGAGCAAAAGCUAUCAAGAUUUCCCCAGAAGGACGUGGUGUUGCCAGUAUUGCCACAAUGCUCACAGUCACGAGAAUACACAAUUCCUUGGCCGCCGUGGGAGCUAUGAGAAGAGUAAUUAACCUUGCGCGUGACUACAGUACAAAACGUGAUGCAUUCGGACAGAAAAUCUGUAACUACCCCCUGCACAUGCAGACCAUAGCACGGCUGGAGGUGGAGACACGAGGUGCCUUUCUCCUGGUGAUGGAAGUCGCUCGGCUACUUGGUCUUGAUGACUGCAAGAUGAAGACAGAGAGAGAUCAACAAAUGCUUCGGCUGCUGACACCACUCCUUAAACUCUACACAGGGAAACAGGGUGUGUCUGUUGCGUCUGAAGGUCUUGAAUGUUUUGGUGGUCAGGGUUACAUUGAGGACACCGGAUUGCCUGCUAUAUUACGGGACGUACAGGUUUGCUCGAUAUGGGAAGGAACAACCAACAUUCUAUCACUCGAUGUCCUGAGGUGUAUCGCCAAAAGCCACGGUGCUGUGUUACAUUCCUUCCACAGCGAUGUCUCAGAAAAACUGCUCAAUGUAUCAAAACGUCCUAACUUGAUGCAACACAGCUCAAAGGUUCAACGUGCUUGCGAUAGCUUGAUGGACUUUUUGAGGAAAAAUGCAGAUAUGUCAAUAUUAGAAAUUGCAGCGAGGGACCUGGCUUACAGUUUGUCAAGAAUUUACAUCGCUACACUUCUUCUGGAUCAUGCCUAUUCAGCUGUUUCAACCCCUACUGAUGUGGCGGCAGCCAUCAGAUGGUGCUCCAUGGAUUUAACGCCAGUUUUAACAAAUGCGUCUCUGUACGGGGAAGAUGGUGUCAAAAUGGACAAUGAUCUUGUCAUGGACGGAUUCCUUGGACCUCAGUAGGAAAACGCUGUGAAAGAGUCGCCUGAAGAACGACCUGGUUGGGAUUGAAAGUUUCCAGUGAAUUUAUUACUCAGUUUUAAAAGUUC